Molecule: messenger RNA, 1471 nt
Organism: Phragmites australis (common reed)
Lineage: Eukaryota; Viridiplantae; Streptophyta; Magnoliopsida; Poales; Poaceae
Product: calcineurin B-like protein 3
Exons: 8
Coding region: 384-1061 (225 amino acids)
Biological process (GO): calcium-mediated signaling
Molecular function (GO): kinase binding; calcium ion binding
Source: RefSeq, a predicted model, not a curated record
AACCGCAUAAGGAAAAAAAGAGAGAAAGAAAUCCUGAAAAAAACUCUAGAAGAAACACGAGGAUCCGUUCCAGUUUCCCCCUCCAAAUCCCCCAACCCAACAAUCCGUUCCGAUCGUACUGACACCGUCCGGCAGCAACCGGAGUCCGUCCAAUCUCGACGAGGCCCCGAGCUCCUCCCGCUCCGCGUCCCGGCGCAAACCCUAGCCGUCGAAUCGCUCCCGCGCGAUCCGUUCCCGACGCAUCGACCCCGCGUGAACCGUCCGAAUCCGGUCGAGUUCUCUGUCGCCGGGCGUUGAUCGGGGAUUAGGCACCGCGAAUUGCGGCUCCCUCCCGCCGAUGCUUCGCCGCGGCGCGUAGCAGUAGCAGAGGAGGAGGCGGUACCAUGUUGCAGUGUCUCGAGGGGGUGAAGCACCUCUUCGGCGUGCUCCUCAAGUGCUGCGACAUCGACCUCAAGCAGCCCAAGGGCCUCGAGGAUCCAGAGGUCCUCGCCAGGGAGACCGUCUUUAGCGUGAGCGAGGUCGAGGCGUUGUACGAGCUGUUCAAGAAGAUCAGCAGUGCCGUGAUUGAUGAUGGCCUGAUCAACAAGGAGGAGUUUCAGUUGGCGUUGUUCAAGACUAGUAAGAAGGAGAGCUUAUUUGCUGAUCGUGUAUUUGAUUUGUUUGACACAAAACACAAUGGUAUUCUCGGAUUUGAGGAAUUUGCCCGUGCGCUCUCAGUAUUUCAUCCCAAUGCUCCUCUUGACGAGAAGAUUGACUUUUCAUUCCAACUAUAUGACCUCAAGCAACAAGGCUUCAUUGAAAGACAAGAGGUUAAGCAAAUGGUUGUUGCUACACUUGCUGAGUCAGGAAUGAAUCUUUCGGAUGAAGUCAUAGAGAGCAUCAUUGAUAAGACUUUCGAUGAGGCAGACACAAAGCAUGAUGGGAAAAUUGACAAAGAAGAAUGGCGCAAUCUAGUACUGAGGCAUCCAUCUUUAUUGAAGAACAUGACACUCCAAUAUCUCAAGGACAUCACCACUACAUUUCCAAGCUUUGUCUUCCAUUCUCAGGUCGAUGAUACCUGAAGUUGUGAGAUUAUUAUUUUUUGGUCCAAUGGAAUAUCAGAAGAUAGUCUCAGUGCUUUAAGCAAGCUUUCCAAUGCUGGUUUGAUGGUUCAGCUGAUGCCUAGCGUUCUGAAGUUACGUAUUGGUUUUGAGAAAUUAAAUCUGUUGUUUAUUUGUUAAUAACCCUUUUUUUCUUGCUUUUAUUCGGAAUUCUUGCUGAAGUAUGGGUGAAGCUCCCUUUCUCUUUUUUUUUUUUUCCUUUUUUGAUUUUUGUUGCCCAGUAGCGAUCGCAUCAAUUGACGUUUCUUUGUGUACAAAGCUGCAGCUGCUCUUCAGUGAUUUGUUGUAUGUUAUGUGAGGAAGUUUUCUAUUGUAUAUGUAAGCUUAAUGAUUGCAGCAGAAAUGCCCGGUUUAACUAAGCAUGUUGCAAU